Molecule: messenger RNA, 2085 nt
Organism: Onychostruthus taczanowskii (white-rumped snowfinch)
Lineage: Eukaryota; Metazoa; Chordata; Aves; Passeriformes; Passeridae
Gene: GALR1
Product: galanin receptor 1
Exons: 3
Coding region: 53-1138 (361 amino acids)
Biological process (GO): G protein-coupled receptor signaling pathway; negative regulation of adenylate cyclase activity; positive regulation of cytosolic calcium ion concentration
Cellular component (GO): membrane
Molecular function (GO): galanin receptor activity
Source: RefSeq, a predicted model, not a curated record
CGGCGGCUCCGCGUUCCGCCCGCGGAAACUUUGCCCGGCGCGCUGGGAAAGGAUGGAGCUAGGAGAGCCCGCGGCGGCGCCCCUCAACCUGUCCCGAGCCGCGGCAGAGACGCCCCGCGGGGAGUUCAACCUGUCCGGGCUGCCGGAGGCUGAGGGGACGCCCCUCUUCGGUAUCGGCAUCGAGAAUUUCAUCACCUUGAUCGUCUUCGGUUUAAUCUUCACCCUGGGUGUGCUGGGCAACACCCUGGUGAUCACGGUGCUGGCGAGGAGCAAGCCAGGCAAGCGCCGAAGCACCACCAACAUCUUCAUCCUCAACCUGAGCAUCGCCGACCUGGCCUACCUGCUCUUCUGCAUCCCAUUCCAGUCCACAGUCUACGUGCUCCCCACCUGGGUGCUGGGAGCCUUCAUCUGCAAGUUCAUCCACUACUUCUUCACCAUCUCCAUGCUGGUGAGCAUCUUCACACUCUCGGCCAUGUCUGUGGACCGGUACGUGGCCAUCGUGCACUCCCGGCGCUCCUCAGCCUUGCGUGUUCCCCGCAAUGCAAUGUUAGGUGUGGGGCUCAUCUGGGCGCUCUCCUUCGCCAUGGCCUCGCCUGUGGCUCACCACCAGCGCAUCUUCCACCGCGAGACCAGCAACCAGACCUUCUGCUGGGAGUUCUGGCCCAACCCACGCCACAAGAAGGUCUACGUGAUUUGCACAUUUGUCUUUGGGUAUCUGCUCCCGCUGCUGCUCAUCUCCUUCUGCUAUGCCAAGGUUCUUAAUCAUCUGCAUAAGAAGUUGAAAAACAUGUCAAAGAAGUCAGAAGCAUCGAAGAAAAAGACAGCACAGACUGUGUUGGUGGUGGUAGUGGUUUUUGGCAUCUCCUGGCUGCCUCAUCAUGUGAUCCAUCUCUGGGCUGAAUUUGGAGUUUUCCCACUGACUCAAGCCUCCUUUCUCUUCAGGGUAACUGCACACUGCCUGGCUUACAGCAAUUCUUCUGUGAAUCCAAUCAUAUAUGCAUUUCUAUCUGAAAAUUUUAGGAAGGCCUACAAACAAGUCUUCAAAUGCCAGAUUGGUAAUGAGUCACUUCUGAAUGAUGCUAAGGAAAAUAAAAGUCGGAUAGAUACACCACCCUCUACCAAUUGUACCCACGUGUGAAUGUUGAGAACCCUUGUAUGUUGGCUCUUCCUUUAUGUAAAACAUAAACACCAAGGAAAAAAAAAAGCACAAUGAGCUUUAUCCUGGUUUAUCUUGAUAAAGCUAAUUGGUAUUUAAUGUACUGAAGUCGCAUUUGUAACCAAAGUUUGUGAAACUCAUGUGAAAGUAACCUGGGCUGAUCCUUUGCAUCGUAGAUACCUUUGUCAAAUAAAGCUCUUGGACUUUUACAGAUAUUUUAGAAAAAAAAAAGUUGAGAUCAUAUGUCUGUAUUCUUACUCACUAAGCAUACAAAGGUACAAGAGGAAGAUGCUGAUGUGGUCAGGUAACUUUCUGACGUCUUACUUCAUGAAAGUGAAAAAUGGAUACAUUUCCUAUCCUACAGAUAAUAAAUACAGAACUACUGGGAUUUCAAAGAGGAAAGCUUUUAUUCUCUCUUUGGAUUGUUUUAACAAUGCCUUUUUUUCUUUUUAAAGUAAACCUGGGCUCUGAUUUGGAGUUGGAAUAAGUUGUGUACACCUUGAGGCAAUUGUUUUAGAGAGGAAAUGCUAUUUCUAUCUGUUUAGCUGGUUUUAAUAUGUCUUACUGAGCAAGGAUGGAUUGGUUUUCCACUUCAUUAUGGCUGCCUUGCUGUAUACAUAGAACUUUUGUGUACACUAUAUAGGGUUUUUUUUUAUGGCCUGUGUGUAAUUGUACCAGAAAUGAGGAUUUGUGUCUAACUGAGGGAAGCUUUUCUUCAUGUGCUGCAUGUGCAUGUAUACAUGUGUUUUCCUAAUUUCAUGGGCUUUGAGAUGGAGAUACAGUUUUAAACGUGCAAUGUAUACAUAGGUUUUAAAUUAUUAUGUUUCAUAAAGAAGCUCUAGACGAUGCUUAAAGUUAGCAUUCCCUUAAAGAGCUUGAUAUCAUGUAGUUUUAAACAGGAAAUACAAAGAAUGUUGCAUUUAAAUUAA